AUGAUCUCCAUUGAGGAACCGAAUGCCAUCAUGAAGUCGGGGCACAUUGCUGUUCUGGGGGAUAAGGUCUAUUUCCAAUGCCAGUAUGAAGAUAUUAUUGCGGAGUACAACAUCGGCGAGCAAAUAAUAUCAGUGUUUGAUCAGCCGGAUGAAGACGAGGAUAAGCACCUGCCGUAUGCUCCCCUCGUGGGGGUGGAGGACGGCAUGCUGCUAUUUUCGUAUGUUCUGGAGCCUAGACUCUACCUAUGGUCAAUGGAGGCUGGCCCCAACAGAGCUGAGAACUGGGCAAGACGUAGUGUCAUCGAGCUCGAUCCGUUGCUCCCGCCUCCCGCGCUCUUGGAUGUGUCGGUAGUUGGUUUUGCAGAAGGUGUUGGUGCCAUCUUUCUGGAUACCAAGGCCGGGUUGUACACAAUUGAGCUCAAUUCAGGCCAAAGCAAGAAGGUACACAGAAAGACAUCUGGCGAAAAAGUCAUGCCCUACAUGAGCUUCUACACUAGAGACCGCAGCUACUGUCACAUUCUCGACUCCUGGCAUGGACUCGGCCUCUUUUACACCCCCAAGGAGCACGCGGACUUCACUAUCUACAACCUCGUCACCAACCGCGAGUGGGAAAUUCAAGCAGACCACAAGUUCUCGGACAUCAUACGGUCAAAUGAGUCGAAGUACUGGUAUGAAUUGGACGAGGGCUUAUCCUGGAAUGCCGCAGUGCUCUGCGCCAAGGACCGGUGUGACCACCUCGACUGCCAUGGCGGCCCUUUCCUAGUGGCCUUUGUGGGCUCCGACUUGAAACGCGGGUUAACCAUCGCAUCUGUCUACUCGUCAGAGACUGGCAAGUGGAGCGACAUGAUUUCCGUUAAGCAACAAGAUGUCAUCAAGCCAACAGGGCACAGUGCUGUUGUGGGAAAUAAGGUCUAUUUCCUCUGUAAGCAGGACUUCAAAAUCAUUGAAUAUGACCUGGAGAUGUAG
Messenger RNA from Lolium rigidum, 966 nucleotides. RefSeq lists its product as uncharacterized. The transcript is spliced from 3 exons. The coding region runs from base 1 to 966 and encodes 321 amino acids. NCBI's taxonomy places the organism in Eukaryota, Viridiplantae, Streptophyta, Magnoliopsida, Poales, Poaceae. The record is from RefSeq and is a predicted model, not a curated record.